AUGUCACUUCAAAUAGUCAAUUUACCAGAGUUUAGUUAUAAGUCAAAUACACAUAGAUCAUUGGAUCUUGAAAACUUCUUCAAAGAAUUUGAAAUGAAACAAUUCUUAGAAGAAUGCAAUUACUCAUAAUAAGAAUUAUAUGUUGAAUGCAGAAAAAUGAAAUAAUUCCAACAGAAACGCAAAUUAAAACUCAACCAUUAUAUAAAUAGUUAUUUAGAGUCACCCUCAAUAAUUAGUCCAGUUUAAUUAUUGCUUUGA
This is a messenger RNA of Paramecium pentaurelia, 258 nucleotides long. The record is from the annotation of a GenBank genome assembly. NCBI's taxonomy places the organism in Eukaryota, Ciliophora, Oligohymenophorea, Peniculida, Parameciidae.